Dioscorea cayenensis subsp. rotundata (Guinea yam) is the source of this 1058-nucleotide messenger RNA. RefSeq names its product short-chain dehydrogenase reductase 3b-like. Bases 25 to 834 code for a protein of 269 amino acids. Gene Ontology annotation, molecular function: oxidoreductase activity. The transcript has 2 exons. The record is from RefSeq and is a predicted model, not a curated record. Lineage: Eukaryota; Viridiplantae; Streptophyta; Magnoliopsida; Dioscoreales; Dioscoreaceae.
GAAAAGAAGCUCAAUCAUCUUAACAUGUCUCAGCCAAGGUUACAAGGCAAAGUGGCUAUCAUCACCGGAGCUGCAAGCGGAAUCGGCGAGGCAACAGCGAGGCUCUUCGUCCUCAACGGAGCCUAUGUAAUCAUUGCCGACAUCCAAGACGAACUAGGCCAAAGUGUUGCCAACUCCAUAGGCUUAACAAAAUGCACAUACAAACACUGUGAUGUAACGGACGAGAAACAAGUAGAGGACACAGUGCAAUACACCAUAAAAACUCACGGUCGUCUUGACAUCAUGUUCAGCAACGCUGGUAUGACAGACCCAGUGACGAGCAUAGUGAGCGUGGACAUAGCCAACUACGACCGUGUCAUGGCUGUGAACGCUCGUGGCACGAUCACGGUCAUCAAGCAUGCGGCGCGUGCCAUGACACAGAGCGGCACGAGGGGUUCCAUCAUAUGCACUGCCAGUGUUGCAUCGUGCCAAGCGGGCAACGGCACAGUGUCAUACACUGGGUCAAAGCACGCGGUGCUCGGGUUGGUGCGUGCGGCCGCCGGCGAGCUUGGCCGGUUCGGGAUUCGGGUGAAUUGCGUGUCGCCUUCGGGUGUGGGCACUCCGUUGGCGUGUGGGUUCUCUGGGUCGAGCCAGGAUGAGGUUGAAGCUCAGUGUGCGGGUAUGGCUAACCUGAAGGGUGUUGUGCUGAAGGUUGGUCAUGUUGCAGAGGCAGUCCUCUUUUUGGCAUCGGAUGAGUCUGCUAAGUUCAUGAGUGGGCAUAACCUGGUUAUUGAUGGAGGGAAUACUGUUGUUAAUCCUUUAAUUCAACUGCUAGCUCCAGGAGAAGAUUGUUAAUGGAAAUCAUUAAACGUACAUGCCACGUCCACUACCAUAAUAAGUUCACGUACGUGCUUCUUAAGUUGCAACAUUAUUUGAAGAUCAAUCAGAAUGGACGAAAUAUCUUUCUCAAACUAGUUUUCAAACUUCUAAAUAGUCUGUGUCAUAUAUUUACAUUUCAAUGCAUAAUUAGCCCUCUUGUUUUCGUCUGUAUCAUGGAUUCCUUGACGUACGCUCGACUA